Molecule: messenger RNA, 726 nt
Organism: Solea senegalensis (Senegalese sole)
Lineage: Eukaryota; Metazoa; Chordata; Actinopteri; Pleuronectiformes; Soleidae
Exons: 6
Coding region: 1-726 (241 amino acids)
Source: RefSeq, a predicted model, not a curated record
AUGCUUGCAGUUUCCGUGGAUGGAAAUCGCAAGCAUUACCGGUUCAAGAAUGCAUCUAGAUCCGAGGAACAGGCCAUUUUUCAAGGCGUCUUCAUAGCCAAGGAUGAAGACGUUGCCAUAUUUGUGGACCACAUACACAGGACAUCCAAACAUGUCUCUGGGAGAGGUGUUUGUGGAGGGGAGUGGUCAGCAGCUAGCGAGACCUCCCAAAGAUCCACCAGCAAGGUAGAUGAGGAGGGACUGGAGCUUGCGGUGUGUAGGCAUGGUGUUCUGCUGCGUGCUCUCAAUAUGUACAGGGGAGAAAUGUUUGCUUAUCCCCUGUAUUUGCAAGAAAAGCUUGCCAGCAGGCAAAUCACUUUCUUCUGUAUGGAUGUGACCUGCAAGUAUUGGCCCUACCUCCAAAAAGUUGCAAAAAGCUGUCCAGAGCUCCAGCCCCUCCUCAGCAUGAAGCCGUUCCUGUCUGUAUUUCAUGCCAAAGCUCAUGAUUUCAAAUGCGAGGUCAAAUGGAGUGGGGCAUAUCAGGAAGGGGCUGGCCUAACACUAGGCGAGGAGGUUGAGCAGUGCAAUGCCUUCCUCUCUAGGAUUGCAGUGACCACAAAGCACAUGUCAAAAGCUGGACGCACAGACAUGCUGACUCUCUUGGCCAUGCGCUGGAAUCAGCAAAAGUUGGACAAUUUGGCCACCUCACUGUCUCACAGAUAUCACAAGGAUGAAAGCACGGGUUAA